GGAACACUCCGCUGACGCACACAGUAGCUAGGAACAGAAUGCCUGUGCGGAAUGGUCGCCACUUGUAUUUGAAAUAUAUGAUAUGCUGGUAACUUGUAUGUAUACUGUUGGGUAAGAUUGAAGUUAGAUGUACAGGGUUUAUCAGCUUAUUUGGAGGAACAGUUGUUGCAUAACUUUGGGUUCAAGACGGGAAAGAGAAACCACAAGUGCACGAACAACUAUGUUGUGAAACUGUUGUGAAACCGUGAGACUACUAUUAUUAACAAAUAGCAAUUCUCGGGAGCUUUGCUGAUCAUCAGCCAGUUCUCGAGCGUAUGUUUAACCUAGCCUCUGCAAGAUACUCAGCCUUGGUUUUCCCCUUUAGCUGGUCCUGGAGAAAUUGAGACAGCCUCUUCCUUUUCUUGGGUCUAGACAAGGGUUUCCCAAACUUGGAUCCCCAGCUGUUGUUGGACUACAACUCCCAUCAUCCCUAGCUAGCAAGGCCAGUGGUCAGGAAUGAUAGGAAUUGUUGUCCAAAAACAGCUGGAGACCCAAGUUUGGGAAACCAUAGUCUAGACUACGAGUAGGGAACCUUACAGUUUCAAAGCCACAUUUCCUAAUGGCUAACCUUCAAGGGACCCAGGUGGCACUGUGGUUAAACCACUGAGCCUAGGGCUUGCUGAUCAGAAGGUCGGUGGUUCGAAUCCCUGUGACGGGGUGAGCUCCCGUUGCUUGGUCCUAGCUCCUGCCAACCUAGCAGUUCGAAAGCACGUCAAAAUGCAAGUAGAUAAAUAGGAACCGCUACAGCGGGAAGGUAAACGGCGUUUCCAUGUGCUGCUCUGGUUUGCCAGAAGCGGCUUUGUCAUGCUGGCCACAUGACCUGGAAGCUAUACGCCAGCUCCCUCGGCCAAUAAUGCGAGAUGAGCGCGCAACCCCAGAGUCGGUCACGACUGGACCUAAUGGUCAGGGGUCCCUUUACUUUUACCUUUUAACCUUCAAGCUAGGGGCACAGGCCAACAGUGAAUAGGGUCAAAACAAAAGUGGUAGAACCUAUGUAAGCAGGGCAGAGUUGACAGAAUACAUUUGUUGUCAUAUAUACAUGCAGCACAUAGAAUCAUAGACUCACAGAGUUGAAAAGGACCCAAGGGUCAUCCUGUCCAACCCCCUGCAAUGCAUAUCCAUGCACAUGCAUGCAAUAUGUUACUUCUCCUCUCCCAGCAAUUAGAUUUCACUUUUUAAAAACAUUAUUCAAAUCCUGUUGUCAGUGGGGGAUUUUUUUUUAAAUGAAGAUUGCAGCUGGAAAGGGUUCUGUUGUGUCCAAUAGAAGGCUUUUUUCAAGCCAAAUUGCUUGGGAGGGAGGGAAUGGUAUGGGCUAUAUGGGGAGCCCUCAUGGGCUGCAUCUACCCCAGGGGCCACUGGCUCUUAGCUCCUGCUCUAAAGACUGUAGCCACAAUUACAUGCCUACCUCAGAAUAUCCAGGGAGCUCCAUCAGUAUUGGGUCUCCAUCAUGCCAUCAGGACUACGAAACAACACAGGAUUCGUGUAGAUCAGCAGUGGUCAGUCUGUGGUCCUUGGGCCCACAUACAUCACUGUGCCAAAAUCAUGUCAUUGGAGGAAGCCCAACAGGAGGAGAAAAAUAGGAAUGGAAGCUGAAAUAGAGUGAUAGAAUGAAGAGGGGGAAAGCUUUCUGCAAGUGUUCAGUUCAGACCGCUGGCAAGAACUCCCCUUCCUCCAUCUGUAUCAGGUGGAGAGGAAGAAGGUGGAGAGAAGAGAUGACAUCAUCUGCCACUGACUUAACAUAAGUAGAAUUUCCAUAAAUUUAGAAGUCACGAAAAUACAUUUUGGGGGGGAGGAUGGAAACUUAGGGGAAAUUUUUUAAUAUAUGCCAUAGUGAGGACUUCUUUUACAAGCCAAUACUUAUUUUACUGCUUUAAAACAUACAAUUUAUAACAUAAAAUCAUACUUUCUGGCAUAUGUAUGAAUUUUACAUUGCACUCUUAUGCAUAGGGUCAUAGAAUUGUAGAGUUGGAAGGAAUCCUGAGGGUUAGUCCGCCCCAUCCAAUUUGAAACUAUACCAGAACCUGCUUAGUUAUGCAAGUGUGCUAGCAGUUUUAUUUCUGUACCACCUAAAUCACGCAGCCAAAUAAUUUACUCAAAAAUAAGACGUAAUUGCACAAAAGAUUGCAACCUCAAUAGUGUAAAUGCCUGAGUUGCCAACAUUGAACCCAAUGGGAUUUCCUUCUGAUUAGACAUACAGUACAUAGGAUUGUGUUAUUUUGUAGCAGGCUGUCCAAUCCAUGUCGCAGACCUUGGUAGAGAGGUGGAAAGAUUGACCACAAGGGAGGCGCCAACCAAAGGGACAGGAGAUGUUAAAGGAUACCAGAACAAAGCAAGCAGCAAUUCAUAAACAACAAAGGUCCUGCAUGCUCCUCUUGUGAACAUAGUAUCACCCCAUAAGUCAUAGGCAGCCAAUAUAGUGCCCUUCAGAUACUGUUAGAUUGCAAUUUUCAUCAGCUCCAUACAUCAGAACCAAUGAUUGCAGGUGAUAAAAGUUGCAAUCCAACCAUGUCUUGAGGGCACCAUAUGUACUAGGUUCAGAAAUGCAUCUUGCAUUUGAAUAUUUGAGACUCAAAGCAUAUGUCUAUAACACAAAGAAGCAAUUGUUCUCUAAUGCUGUGUACUGUCUUACAUAAAAAUAGAAAGUGAGUAAAAAGUGUCUUAAAGCAUUUCACACAUUCCAAAAGAUAAAUUAUUUAAUAACUUUUUUUUAGUGUCCCUCCAAAUUUUUGAGUGUGUCUGUCAGGCUUUCACAUCUUAUUUUUGGGCCCCUCAAAAGUUUCCUCAUCUCCGUUUAAAAAAUAGUCUUAAGUCAUUAGCCCUAGCACUGUGAAUCUUAUUUUCAUCAGGGAUGGAAGUGCUUGUCAUGAUGCUAUCACUGAAGCAGAUCUCCUUUUUCAGGAUAGAGAAAGCCUUGCUGGCACUACCAGCAAGGUGCUGAAACCACCUCAUGCCAUACUAUCCACCACAGCCAAGAAAGCAGCUCUUACCACCGUUAUAGCCUUGAGACAUCCCUUGUUUGAAACCACAGAGAGCUGCUGCCAGUCAGUGUGGACAGUAUUGAGCUAGUUAGGGUGGCCGCUGUGAGGGAUUCCCCGUUUCCCACCCCUCACUGCUUUAACAACAGAGGCUCUCCCUGUGCUUCUAUACAAACGGGAGUAAACCUCCAGUGUCCAAAUUGAACUUUUCUCCAGGGUACCUCAGGGCUCUGCGUUCGAAACCUAUUGCCACCAGUGGGGUCUCCCUCCCAUGGAUCCUUACUGCUACAAUUUGACUCUCCCUUAGGCAACUAUGUGGCUCCCUUGGCUUUCCUAACCAGCCCUUUGUAUGACAGGAGAAAAGCAAACAGUUUCCUCUUCCACAGGAAAGCUUUGUUCUCGCCUCUUAGUCACACCUCUGAAGGUACUGAGACACUGCCCGAGUCCACGAACGUUUAGGCACAUUUAAUUUUAUUAUUUAACUUGAAAACAUGGAUUUCUCUGGUUCUUAAAAGUGCAUAUCUUCUUCUCAUAUAAUACAGACUUGUUAAUACAUAUCCUGCAUCUUGAUAAUAACGGUUAUAACCUUUCUUCCCAUCCACCCAAACCUAACCUCCUGCUCCCUCUCUAACCCUCCACUCCCCAACCGCCAACCCCCAACUGCCUUUCAAUUUAAAAUGAGAGUCAUCUUAGAGAUCCAUAGUUAAAAGUGGAAGUCAGCAAAUGUCUCCUCUUUUUUGCUCUUCAAAAAAUGGCACCCUAGUUAGGUUGACCAGUGGUCUGAUUCAGUAAAAGGCAUCAUCCUUUGUUGUUUAGCUGACCAGAUGAAGAGCCAUAGUAGUUGUUAUUUAUUAAAUUUUUAUACCACCCUUCAUCUGAGGAUCACAGAGCUGUUUACAAUAUAAAAACACAAAGUUACACACAUAACCUGUUUUGUUCAUUUGUAGCAGAUUUGUUGAAGGAUACAGUCUACAUUCUGGAUCUAUACAGUGGUACCUCGGGUUGCGGACCUGAUCCGUUCCGGGGUGCCGUUCGCGCCCUGAAAAGUCCGCAACCUGAGCGGCGUUUUUGCAUGCGCUCAUGGCGAAACCCGGAAAUAAACACUUCUAGGUCUGCUGCGUUCGUAUCAUGAAAAAACGCAACCCGCAGCAGACACAACAUGAGAUAUGACUGUAUUCCUAAAGAGUUUUAAAAUUAGUCUCACUGAAGUCAGGGUCUGCCUUCAAGCAUGCGAGGUAGACUUCUACUCCUAUUGUUACUACUUAAAUUAUCCAUAUAAAUUUAUCUUUUGUUGGGGCCCAGGAUAAACACUUUUGAAAUGCCAUUUGCAUUGAUAAUAAUAAUAGUAAUAAUAAUAAUAAUAAUAAUAAUUUCUUAUUUAUACCCCGCCCAUCUGGCCGGGUUCCCCCAGCCACUCUGGGCGGCUUCCAACAAAACAGAAAUUCUAAAAUACAGAAAUCCAUCAAACAUUAAAAUACAGAAAUCCAUCAAACAUUAAAAUACAGAAAUCCAUCAAACAUUAAAAGCUUCCGUAAACAGGGCUGCCUUGAGAUGCCUUCUAAAGGUCUGGUAAUUGUUGUUCUCUUUGACCUCUAGUGGGAGGGCAUUCCACAGGGUGGGUGCCGCUACCGAGAAGGCCCUCUGCCUGGUUCCCUGUAACUUGGCUUCUCGUAGUGAGGGAACCGCCAGAAGGCCCUCGGAGCUGGACCUCAGUGUCCGGGCAGAACGAUGGGGGUGGAGACGCUCCUUCAGAUAUACCGGACCGAGGCCGUUUAGGGCUUUAAAGGUCAACACCAACACUUUGAAUUGUGCUCGGAAACGUACUGGGAGCCAAUGUAGGUCUUUCAGGACCGGUGUUAUGUAGUCUCGGCGGCCGCUCCCAGUCACCAGUCUAGCUGCCGCAUUCUGGAUUAGUUGUAGUUUCCGGGUCACCUUCAAAGGUAGCCCCACGUAGAGCGCAUUGCAGUAGUCCAAGCGAGAGAUAACUAGAGCAUGCACCACUCUGGAGAGACAGUCAGUGGGCAGGUAGGGACUCAGCCUGCGUACCAGAUGGACCUGAUAAACAGCUGCCUUGGACACAGAGUUGACCUGUGCCUCCAUGGACAGCUGUGAGUUCUCCUAAAAUAGUAAGCAUAAUGUAACUAUAAAAAACUGAAACAUCUCCCGUAAGUGCACUAAGUGAGUGUUGUGGUUACUGUGUUAAAACAGAGAGGCCUGGGAGAGUUACGAUAGUGAUCGUUAACUAAAUUGCAAUUCCCGAGAGCAUUUAUUUUGCAAUACCAUGAGGAGAUAAAUUUUUCAGGAGACUGGCAUAAGUUCCAAAGCUUAAAAUCACAAGGCAAAACUUAAGUGAAAAGUCUUGUACAAGGCCUUAGAGACAUGGUAUGAAGUUUGUGGUUUGUUCCAAAAUUAGCAAUUCCACUGCCCUGCCACACCCUUUCAUUACUCUCCACUUGUAUCUGUUUUUUCUUCAAACAUCCUGUUACUUAAAAAAAAAACAAUCAAAUGUAAUUAGAGGAAAUAUAAAGACUUUUAACAUCUUGUAUUACAAAAUUUUGAAGCUUUUAAGAAACUCCAAACAUGUCAUCUAAAGAAAUGUGAAUUUGCUUUACUAACAAACACUUGUUAAAUAACAAUUGCAAAAUUGCAGUAAUCUCAAGUUUCUGGUGUCUUUGCCCUGGAACAAAGGGCAAUCUGGUAGUAUUCUACAGCACAUACAUUUAAAUCAGUGAAUAUUUAGAAAAAUAUAAAGUUAGAAAAUUUAUUACAUAGAUGACAAGUAUCCCUUUAGAUUGAUACGCCAGGUUGUUAUAUAAGUCCUUGAAUAGUGGUUUUGUUUUCUUUAAAUGGUGGUUGGUGGCGUAUGUUUACAUUAAUCCUUCCCAUUUCUGUUAAGUUGUAUGCUCAGUUGAAAAUGUAGAGGCAAAGAUAGUUGCCAUUUCCAGACAUAGAAAUGGUACUACUACUCAUUGUUGUCCGUGCUAUUGUGUGCAGCCAGGAUGUCCUGGGGAAAGACUCUGUUCAAAGCUGAUGUUAAGUAAUAUCAGUGUGCCAGUAAUGGCCGAAAGGAAGGCUAUAGGAAUCUUUGGAGGGAAGUGUUUCAGGAAGAAGCUGUAAACUUCAAGGAAGUUAAUGAAGAAAACAAGCGAGAAGUCCUAAGUGAGAUAUUCUCUUCUAUUGACACACUGGCAUUCACAUUUGGCAACAUAGUUUCAGACUUCCUUAUGGGAGAUGUGGAUAAUAGCUCAACAUUGGGUCUUCCCGUAUCUCGACAAAGUCAGUCUUUUGAAAAUCUUUCUGUGGAUUCCGGGGGCUCACUGCACGAAAAGGAUGACGUACAAGGUUCAGGGCACCUUAGAGCUGAAGAGAUUGAUAGUGUUCUCCUAAGGAACGAUAAUGGAAUUGAAUCAGCUCUGUCCUAUGCUAAGGCAUGGUCAAAAUACACGAAGGAUAUAGUUGCAUGGGUAGAGAAAAAGCUUAACUUGGAAAUGGAAUGUGCUAAAAGCCUGGCAAAAAUGGCAGAAACAACUAAAGCUAUUCUUGGCUCUCAGGAUUACAUGCCAUUCCAAUCAAUAUUCAUAAAUGCGUUCCAAAAUGAUGUAGAGAACAGUCAGCUCUGGCAACAAACGGCAUCAGCUCUCCAAACUAAUAAAUUUGUUCAGCCACUCCUUGGAAGGAAAAGCGAACUGGAUAAACAAAGGAAGGAGAUCAAGGAGCUUUGGCAACGAGAACAAAAGAAAAUGCAAGAACUGGAAUCCACCGUUAAAAAAGCAAAGCUAUUGUAUCUUCAGCGGCAAGAUGAAUAUGAAAAGGCAAAAUCAUCAACUGUUCGUGCUGAAGAGGAGCAUCUGACCUCCAGUGGGGGUAUUAUUAAAGAUGUCAGUAAAAUUGAGAAGAAACGAAAACUUGAAGAGGAGGCUCUCCUAAAGGCUGAAGAAGCCAAUGAACAUUUCAAAGCCAGCAUGGCUGAAGUUGAAGAAAAACGAAAUGAUCUAGAAAAUUUCAAAAGUGAUAUCUUAACCCAGCUACGGGAACUUGUUUAUCAGUGUGACCUCACACUUAAAGCUGCAACAGUUAACCUGUUCCAGAUGCAGCAUGCCCAAGUUGUGUCUCUACCAGUUAACUGUCAGUCCCUCUGUGAGAGUGCCAAGCUUUAUGACCCAGGACAGAAGUUCUCAGAGUUUGUGAAGAAUUUGCCAAAAGAUGAUGUUCCCAUUGAAUCGGGUUCCUUUGAAACUCAGAGCUCCCAGGUUGGAGGGGUUUUCAGUAAACGAUCAAACAAUGUCCAUACAUCACAAGGAAAUUUAUCCCAGUGCUCAGGAGAUUUUCCCGCUCAGUUACUAGAAGACAUCACAAGUCCAAGCUGUCAUCGAUCUCAAAAGAUUGGAGAAAAAAGAUCAUCAAGCACCACAGAUGUCUCUGCUGUGCGUGGCCCCCCACCAUUCAGAUCCUGGUCAGUUGGUAACCAGAGUGGAGGAAUGUGCAGUGAUUCUGAAAGUGCAGGAGGAAGCAGUGAAUCACGGUCUGUAGACUCUCCAUCUGCAAGCCCAGGGGACUUUAAAAGAAGGCUUCCCCGGACACCAUCUACUGGUACCAUGUCAUCUGCGGAUGAUCUCGAUGAAAGAGAACCACCUUCACCUUCAGACUCUGGUUUGAAUGAUCUAGCAUCUGAAAUGACCAGUUCACCUGGACCUUUUCGAAACACUAUUCUAUCUAAGGCAGCACAAACCCACAAACUGCGGAAGCUGAGGGCUCCAUCUAAAUGCAGAGAAUGUGAUAGUCUGGUGGUAUUUCAUGGAGCAGAGUGUGAAGAGUGUUCACUUGCCUGUCACAAGAAGUGCUUGGAGACUUUAGCUAUUCAGUGUGGACACAAGAAACUCCAUGGAAGACUUCAUCUAUUUGGAGUUGAGUUUACACAAGCUGCUAAAAAUUCCCCAGAUGGCAUCCCCUUCAUCAUAAAAAAGUGCACCUCUGAAAUUGAAAGCAGAGCCCUAAAUGUAAAGGGUAUAUAUCGUGUGAAUGGAGCCAAAUCAAGAGUUGAAAAGCUUUGUCAAGCUUUUGAAAAUGGAAAGGACUUGGUGGAAUUAUCUGAACUUUAUGCACAUGACAUAAGUAAUGUUCUUAAAUUAUAUCUUCGCCAGCUCCCUGAACCUUUGAUUUUGUUUCGGCUUUAUAAUGAAUUCAUUGGCCUUGCAAAGGAGAGCCAAAGUAUUAAUGAAGAACUGGAUAUGAAACGGAUGAGCCCCAGGUCCAAAAAAAGGCAGUCAGUAUGUAUUGAACUGAAUAGGAUCAUUCUUAAAAUCAAAGAUCUACUGAAACAGCUGCCCGCACCAAACUACAACACACUCCAGUUUCUUUUAGGUCAUCUGUACAGGGUUACUGAGCAAUCCGAUGAAAAUAAAAUGUCUGCAAGCAACCUUGGUAUUAUAUUUGGCCCAACUCUGAUCAGGCCACGUCAGACAGAUGCUACCCUUUCUCUCUCUUCACUUGUGGACUAUCCAUAUCAGGCCCGGGUAGUUGAGCUCCUCAUUACCUAUUAUGAGAAGAUCUUUGAUAUUUCGCCGCAGCCUUUAUCACCUGCACCUCGGUUAGAAGACAGUGCUGCUUGCGCUAAAAGUAUUUUAACAGCUGAAGAUAGAGAUCCAUAUCAGCAACAAAAAACGUUGCCCUGUGUUGCUGUGAAAGAAAGCAUCCAGUUGGUCCAAAAUGAGAGGAAGGAUUCAGAGGCUAGUAUAUCACUUGAAGAACCAGAUGGCAGCAAAGACACCCACCAGAACUCUGAUGCAUUAGUGACAGAAUGGAACUCUAAACUUGGACCUAAACAGAGUCUUGGCAGAAGAAAUUCUCCUUCAGAACCCUCUCCUGUCUUGGUUUUAGAAAACCACAUUGCACCAGCAAAAGAGCCAGGCAAUGCUGUGGCUGCAGUUUCAGAUCCAGAUAAUGAGCAAUCUCGCCCUCAAGUUGAAGAUGGUGUUAAGGCCAGUCACCUUUUUAGACCGAAUCGUCAAAUAACCAAAGUUCAGUUACGCACUCAUAGGACAAAGCCAGUUGUUCGUCCUGUGAGUUUACCUCUAGGUCAAAUGCUUCCUCCCUGUGUUUUGAAUGAGAGAAACUCACGAAAUGCAGGUCUAAGUACAGAAAAUAUUGGCAGAAGUCCUGUAAUUGAAGAAGUUUCUGAGACACAGCCACUUCCAGCUGUAAAUGCCGGCUGUAGGCUUUCUUGCUUUGACCCACAGACUCUGAAGAAAACUUGGGACAAGCAAUAUAAGCAGUAUGAUAUGACUGCAAGGACAGCAAUGAUUAUGACUAACAUACCGCAGGAGAACCGAACACAUGACUCUGUAAACUCAAGUGCCUUAACUACACAUAGCAACCUUGCUAGCAACUCAGUAAAUGCCAUACUUCCCAAUAAGCCAUAUACGGUACCUGUCAGGGCUGCAAGGGCAACAGCAGAAGGACAUUCCUCAGACUCUAAUACUCUUGCUGCUUUCAGAACACCAAGAACUUUGCAGCCACCACCAGGGACAUUCUAUAAGCCACCACCCAUCAGUAAGGCCAAACAGAGUGAUGAGAGCUUGGCACCCAAACCAUGUGCAGCAGUCGUCAGAGAUGAGACUCCACAGCUAGUAGUGAAUCCCGGGCUUGUCCAAGGCUCCUUGGCUUCCUCUGGCCAACAUGCAAAGCAACAAAAACCCACUUCUGAAGCUCUUUCCCCUACAGACUUGAAGCCCACCUACCAGAGAUUAAGGCCAAAGAGGAUGCAAGAGCUAGAACACAGAGAAGCUCACUUUGUAUAGGGUAACAACUGCUAUACAACCUUUCAAUGGGGAACUUUUUUUUUGUAGAGGAUUUCACCUUUGUGCCAUAUAUUGGAAUUAUUUUUAUAUAUACCUGUAUAGACUUUUAAAAAUGUGGGAUUUGUUUAAAAAAGAAAGGAAAAAAGCUGUGAAGAACCAUGAAGUUAUUUUUUUCAUUCGUUAGAUUUUUCUUGGAGAGUAUUUCAAUGCAUUCCAAAUAUAGAAAAAGUUAAUAAGGAGGCACAUUCAAAAGCCCUAUAAUCAAAUUUCAUGUGUGGAAUUGUACUCUUGCUUGUGAAAGCCAAUUUCGUAUGCAUGGGUGCAGCAAUGAAAGUAGCCACUUUCUCAGAGUAAAUGAUUUGUCAAGACUUCAGGGUAUAUGAAAUACAGCUACUUUAAUUUAAGAAUAAACCAAAGCUUGAAGCAGUGCUCUUAAGUGUCUGUAAUCAGUUCCCUCCCCCUAACUCUGUGCAAUGAAAUGCGCCAGAAUAGACUGUGUACUGGCCAGCAUGGCCUUUGUAUAUUGUGUGUGAAUAUACAUAUAUAGUUUUAUAUACCAAUUGAUUUUUUUUUUACUAUCUAUGUUGUCGCUUAAAAGUUGUUUGUACAGGAAAGAUGCAUUAUUAAGCUUUACUAUAAAAAUAUUUAAAAAGUGUUCUCAUCCAGUUACCAAGUGGUUUAAAUGCACAAAACCUAGCUGGCUUAUUGCCUUUCAGUAGAAAAUAAUGUGGAAGUUCCUUGUUACAAAUAAGCUAUCAUUCCCCCCUUACUGUAGAAAGCUCCUUUUAUUGUUUGGAAUAGAUGAAGAAUACAGGCCUGAGAUUUAGUGAAAUAGAUAAAAAUAACCAAAAAGCCAGCAUUUAGUAAGUGCAUUGAAUGGUUUUUUUCACUCUGUAUUAAAUUGUUUUUAUAUGUACACUGUUGCUUUAAAAAAUAUACAUUAACAUGUUAACGUUUCACUGACUUCAUGUAUUCUAUUAUGCCCUUCAUCUUACUGUAUAUAGAGCCAUUUACAUGUUAAUAUAAUAUACCAUGUAUCGAUAUAUACACUCAAGUUUCUUUAAAAUUAUUCUGUACAGAUGGGUUUGUAUUUCUGUUGCACAUUAAAAUGCUGGUAAUGUUAUGAGUAAAUCUUAAAA
Molecule: messenger RNA, 10950 nt
Organism: Zootoca vivipara (common lizard)
Lineage: Eukaryota; Metazoa; Chordata; Lepidosauria; Squamata; Lacertidae
Source: RefSeq, a predicted model, not a curated record